AGUAUCGCCCUUUCCUGCGACAUUUCGUUUCCUGUGCAUGUUUCCCGUCGGCAGGUCCUCGUCGGCCAAGCUGUUCUCCGGGAUCAGGACGAGCAGCCGUGUGCGGGACGGCAAGCUGCUGCCUCGUCCGUCUGAGGGCUAGCCCGGAGAACAACAGAUCCUCGCGCUCCAAAGUUCCGAGGCCGUCGGUCAAUUGCCCGAUGCCUGCCUCGGGCAGCCACCCCGGGCAAUCGUUCGGGACACGCAGCCGUGGUGGGCAAGAUCGACGGCGAUCACGCCUACCGCCGGCAAUACACACGUGCAUGGCCCCUUCCUUUCCCCAUGCCCACAUUCCACACGAGGCCGGAACCUUGCCCAGGUGACGGUGAUGAACGGCGGCGCAACGUCGCCUCGUUGGGGGCUCGCACGUGAGGAUGAGCUGUUUUGCUACCAUGGCAUUCUUGUGGGGAUCCCCCUUGGCGGGACUCGAUCUGUGUGUCGUCGCUGAUCUCGUUUCCCGGGAGCGGCCCGUAUCUGGUCUCCCCACAUCCGCUCAGCCCAAGCCGGUCCACGGAAGUUCGAGCUUCAUCACCUCGAGAGGCUUUUCGUAUUACCGCUCACGAUGGCGUUCUCAUCGCAGAUCUUCCUCACCUCCACAGGCAAGCCCGACAUCUCCAGCAAGUUGAAAGUGGACAGGCCAAACUUCAUCAGUUCUUCGUGCCUGAUCAGCUCGACCAUGACUCGCCGGGAUCUCGACAAGAACACGACCAUAGUCGCUUACUCGCAGAAGGAUUCGUCCCUGGCCCAUGAGACAUAGUCAAGACGCCCCUCCAUUG
This is a messenger RNA of Colletotrichum navitas, 815 nucleotides long. RefSeq lists its product as uncharacterized. The coding region runs from base 414 to 665 and encodes 83 amino acids. Lineage: Eukaryota; Fungi; Ascomycota; Sordariomycetes; Glomerellales; Glomerellaceae. The record is from RefSeq and is a predicted model, not a curated record. The transcript has a single exon.